AUGUCGCUCGUGCAACAUGUUUCUUCCCUUGAAGGCGUCGACCAUGACCCAGACGCCGGCAUUGAUGAGGACUUCACGCCUAUUGCACGCAAGAUCAGCUACGAUGUGCUGCAAGCGCCCAGUCAUACUGUCCCGGUCGAUGAACAACUACCAGCAACAGCCGCCUACGAAGUUCCUGUUGUGAAGAGACUAGCGCAGGUCGCUUUUACAAUACUGGCAUGCUGGGUCGCGUCCGGCAUAGUGUUUGGGUUUGCGGCACUGAAGCCCAUCCUAGUAGAGGAGGAAGUCUAUCACAAUCAGUGUACCGAGGACGAAUUGCAAGCCGGGGUCGAACUAUGUGUCCAGCAGGAUUUGAGUCUCAACCUCUUUUUCACCAUUGCGUCCAUCACAGCGAAUGUCUCUGCACUUCCCGUUGGGACCAUCCUCGACCAUUAUGGAUCACGCAUUUGUGGCCUUAUUGGUUGUGUGCUUCUUGCACUCGGCAGCCUGUUCAUGUCGCUUUCAUUCCUGCUGCGCCGGUUCCACGGGCUCAUCGCAGGCAACUUCUUCCUAGCUUUUGGCGGAACCUUCAUCUUCGUUCCGUCUUUCCAAAUUGCGAACGCAUUUCCCAGACAUGCUGGCACCAUAGUCGCACUUGUAACAGGAGCAUUUGAUGCUUCUGCCGCUGUCUUCCUGCUCUAUCGAUUCGCCUAUGAGGCUUCGGGCCAUACAUUCACCCCAGAUAAAUUUUUUCUGAGUUACCUGGCCGUUCCGGUGCUGAUAACCCUCGCGCUUCUCUCAUUUAUGCCAAAAAGGGACUAUUAUUCAACACUCGGGUUAGAAACUGAGAUUGAGCGGGCCGAAGAUGCCACCCGCGAUGUGCACGAAUCCGACGAUGAAAUCGAGAGUGAAAGCCAGCUACAGCGCGUACGCGGUAAACGCGCCGAGAGCAGGCAGAAGACAUUCUACGAUAUCAACGAAGCCCUGGGUGGCUCAGAGGAGAGACAACAGCGAGCCAAGCGCGAGGAAAACCGCCACCAAGUCAGUCAGGUCUGGGGCGUAUUGCAUGGGAUGCCAGCUCACAGGCAGAUGGCGACCCCAUGGUUCAUUCUAAUUACUCUCAUGACUAUCAUCCAAAUGCUUCGAAUGAAUUAUUUCAUCGCAACUGUUCAAGCUCAGUACGAGUACAUGCUUGGUUCAGUCGAGGAUGGCGAACGAAUUAACAACUUCUUCGAUAUUGCACUACCCGUCGCCGGUGUUUUAUUUACCCCUUUUAUUGGGGGUUUGUUGGAUCGCCUCAGUGUGCCCGCGAUGCUUAGUCUCAUAGUGGUUUUCACCACGAUCAUUGGCGUCCUGAAUUCCAUCCCGGCUAUCUGGGCAGGAUACAUGACCGUCCUACUCUUUGUCCUGCUGCGGCCUCUCUAUUAUUCAGCCAUGUCGUGCGUUCUUACCCUACUAUUCGCUUUGCUGAGAUUCACUAACUGGCAAUUUAGCGACUAUGCGACGAAGGUUUUUGGCUUCGCAACCUUUGGUCGGGUCUAUGGAACGAUCAUUUGCGUCUCUGGACUCGUCAAUUUCUCUCAAUACGGGUUGGAUACACUUACCCAUGGACCAUUUGGAGGAAAUCCAAUCCCGAUCAACUCAGCCUUGGCGAUUGCUGGAUUCCUUAUCGGUGUUGUGCUUGUAGGGUUUGUCACUGUGGCAGGUAGGCGGCUUAGAGCUGAUGUGGUCAACGAUGACGAGAGAGAGCCGCUGUUGCUGGAAAGAGAUGAGGAUGAGGAUGAAUAG
Molecule: messenger RNA, 1767 nt
Organism: Penicillium canariense
Lineage: Eukaryota; Fungi; Ascomycota; Eurotiomycetes; Eurotiales; Aspergillaceae
Exons: 3
Coding region: 1-1767 (588 amino acids)
Biological process (GO): transmembrane transport
Cellular component (GO): fungal-type vacuole membrane
Molecular function (GO): transmembrane transporter activity
Source: RefSeq, a predicted model, not a curated record